This is a messenger RNA of Paramecium sonneborni, 731 nucleotides long. The record is from the annotation of a GenBank genome assembly. NCBI's taxonomy places the organism in Eukaryota, Ciliophora, Oligohymenophorea, Peniculida, Parameciidae.
AAUGGUAGAUAAGAUAAAAAUUAAGCAAUUAAGGGUAAAUUUAAAAAAGUUCAUUUUGGAUCCAGUUAUAUAUAGGCCAUUGCUCUUUAUAUUUUUUUUUAUGGCCACACCUUCUCCAGCAACUUCAAUGUUUUAUUUUUACAUAAAUCAACUAAAGUUAAAUGAUGAAUUUUUUAUAACUCUCAGGUACACUUAUAGUUUUUGUACAAUUAUGGCAGUUACAGUAUAUUAUCUGUUUAGAAAGUAUCCUUUUGGACAAUUUUUAUCAGUAUCGAAUAUGUUAUAUUUCUUUGCUUCUUUCUUAUCAUUACUAUUAGUUACAAGAAUAAAUAUUUAAUAUAAUAUUCCAGACUAUUAAUUUUGUAUGUGGGAUAAUAUUUUAAUGCAAACCCUAUAAGAAAUCAAUACACUUCCAGUUCUUGUUUUGGGAGCAAAGAUGUGUCCAUAAAAUUUAGAAGGUAGAUUAAAUUAUUGAAAUAUUAGGGACUGUAUACAGUUUAUUAACAGGAACAAUGAAUUUGGGAAAUACAAUAUCGAAAUAAAUAGGAAUAGUUUUGACUUUCUAUUUGGGAAUAACAAAUUAGAAUUUUACACAUCUAUGGCUUUUGAUUUUGAUUUGUACAGUGGGAUCUUUAUUACCAAUGCCAUUUAUUGGGGCUGUUAAUGAAUAAGAAGUAGAUCAAAAAAAGAAAAGUUUAGCUAAGGAAGAUAUUCAUAUAAAAGUAGAAUGA